Aspergillus fischeri NRRL 181 is the source of this 1401-nucleotide messenger RNA. RefSeq lists its product as uncharacterized. NCBI's taxonomy places the organism in Eukaryota, Fungi, Ascomycota, Eurotiomycetes, Eurotiales, Aspergillaceae. The transcript has 3 exons. The coding region runs from base 1 to 1401 and encodes 466 amino acids. The record is from RefSeq and is a predicted model, not a curated record.
AUGUCGCCGCAUACAUCGCCUGUGCGAGAUGUCCACUCGGCGCAAAUACCGCCGGGUAAGGUUGCGAGACACCGUGGAUUUCACAAGGGCAUUUGGGAUGUUACUCUCCAUCUUAAAGAAACCACGACUGGGCUCAAAAAAGCCAUUGAACGGCUGGGUUUUGAGUCGGUGGAAAAGCAGGAGAAGAUUUUAAAUAUGCUACAGGCUCCCGCUAUCAUGUAUGACGACGACCCACGAUCUCCGUUUCUCGCCCAAGCGCUGGCAGCCCUCUUAGUCUCGGUCUCACCUAUGCUUGAUUCGCUUAGCUUCUGCCCCGUUGGAUAUGAGGCACCCAAGCUCUUGAGAUUGGAAGCAGAAGCGGACGGCGAACCGCUUCCCAUGUCCGAUUAUGUAUUCAAGCAUUUCCUGGAACUGGCCAGCAUGCGUGGGAAGGACAUGCCGUUCUUACAGAACCUCAGAGCUGUUAGGUUCCUAGUCGAUCCGAAUACCGAUGUGUAUCAUUCGACAUAUUAUCAACCCUAUGGCCUAUUCAUAAGUCUUAAUCUAGUGCGACGUCUGCCGGCAGUGGAAUCUAUCCGCAUGGAUGCUAUUGCGGACGCCAAUCUUCCUAGUGUUGAGCCACCACCACGGUCAGGAAAUUAUACCUGUAUCACAAUACAGCACUCCAGCCUUAGUUACCCAUACCUGGUAUAUAUAAUCGAAUCAGCCAAGCGCUUGGAAAAGUUCACAUAUGGGAUCGGUGGCCACUCCUCAUGGAAUGGUAUGCUGACGCCCUUCCAUCCAGAGCAUGUCUUUCGGGCGCUUUUUGUUCAUCGAGCCUCUCUGCGCCAGCUGGAUCUUGAUGUAGAGGAGGAAACUCGUAUACUGGACCUUGAUAGCGAUAAUCUGAGGUAUCUCCAGUAUACCCCAGAAGAAGAAGAGCACGAAUCUCCCCGGGACGAUCCAGUUUACCUACAUGAGUGGGCUGAUGAACUUGAGAAGCUUCCUGCGGAGGACGAAUCGACUGCAGAUGAUUGCUCUCUUCGAAAUUUCUUGCAACUGGAGGACCUCAGUCUAGGAGUUCAUAUUCUUUAUCUUUAUGCGCGUGGAUACGGUGGUGACCAGGUCGAUAAUGGAUCGUUUUCCCUUGUCGAUCACCUGCCGCCCAACCUCGUGUCACUCCGCAUAUAUGGCUAUAAGAAGGGAAUGAAGCCGCGGUUGAAAGGUGUUUCGCAGAACUCGCUUGAGGAACAGCUUGCCAAGCUGAUGGCGGAGAAAGAUGAAAAACUCCCCCGACUUGCCGUUGUUGAGGGUAUCGAAGAGCCGAUCCCGAAUGGCGAGACGAUAGAGGGGCCCAUGAAUAAAGAUAAGCUUUGGAAGGGGGAUGCAGACGAGGAUUGGACGGUGUACGAGUAUGCAUAA